Scylla paramamosain (green mud crab) is the source of this 6752-nucleotide messenger RNA. RefSeq names its product mitochondrial import receptor subunit TOM70-like (gene Tom70). Gene Ontology annotation, biological process: protein insertion into mitochondrial inner membrane; protein import into mitochondrial matrix. Gene Ontology annotation, cellular component: mitochondrial outer membrane. Lineage: Eukaryota; Metazoa; Arthropoda; Malacostraca; Decapoda; Portunidae. The coding region runs from base 81 to 1805 and encodes 574 amino acids. The transcript is spliced from 10 exons. The record is from RefSeq and is a predicted model, not a curated record. Gene Ontology annotation, molecular function: transmembrane protein transporter activity; protein binding.
AAUCAAUGCGGCACGGGCCGGGUGUUGGGUGCCGCCGCCGGUACGGUCUGCUGCUGUAGUCACGGACACAGACGGUAGUCAUGGCGCUGUCUAAGGUGCAGGACGAUACCGGACUCCCAAAAUGGAAAGUAGCCCUUGCGGUAGGGGGCACUUUGGCCGCCGGGUAUGCCAUGUACUACUUCAUAUUCAAACAACCAAGUGAAAAACAAGAAAAGAAGAAGACAAUACCUAAGCAGACUUCUGACGAGACCGAGAGCCUUGCCUCACCAAACACUGAGGACACAGCUCACUUAAGUCCACUUGAGAGGGCACAGAGUUACAAGAACAAGGGAAACAAAUACUUCAAGGGCGGCAAGUACAAGGAGGCCAUCAAGUGUUACGAUGAUGCUAUUGAGGCGUGUCCACCGGAGAGCAAAGCUGACUUGUCUACCUUCUACCAAAACAGGGCAGCUGCAUAUGAACAGCAGAAAAACUGGGAAUGUGUACUUCGGGACUGCACAGCUGCUCUGGAGCUGAAUGAACGUUAUGUAAAAGCCUUACAGAGGAGAGCCAAAGCCUGUGAGGUACUAAAGGACCUGGAACAAGCUCUGGAGGAUCUCACAGCUGUGUGCAUAAUAGAAUCAUUCCAAAACCAAGCUACAUUAGUCAAUGUAGACAGAGUCCUAAAAGAACUAGGCCGGAUACAUGCCAAGGAAGCCAUGGAGAAGCGAGAGCCCAUCAUGCCUUCCAACCACUUCAUCAAGACCUUCUUUGAAUCCUUUGCUGAGGAUCCCAUCUUUAAUUCUGUUGACAAAGAGAAGGAAGGGGAUGUGGAUGAAACUGAAAAUCAACCUGGGAAGAAUGCCACUAACAACGGAUACAUGAAGGCAAAGAAACACCUCCAGGAUGGAAAUUACGGGUCAAUAAUCGAGUGUUGUCAGAAUGAGUUAGCAAAUCCCCUCACCCCAUACAAGGUUGAGUCCCUUCUGCUGCGAGCCACCCUGUAUCAGCUACGGGGAGAGAGUAAGAAAGCCAUGGAUGACCUGACAGCACUUAUCAAUAUUGAAAACAGUCCUCUAAAGAUGAAGGUGAAUGCCCUGGUGAAGCGUGGGUCACUCUUCAUGCAGCACGAGAAGGUGGAUGACAGCCUUCGAGACUUUGACAAAGCUGCCCUCCUUGACCCCCUCAACUCAGAUGUUUUCCAUCAUAGAGGACAGAUCCAUCUGUUGAUAGGCAAGGUAGAUGCAGCAAUGUCAGAUUUCAAGAAAGCUGUUGAGCUCAACUCCAACUUCCCCAUUGCAUUUGUCCAGCGCUGUUACACAGACUACAGGUAUGCGUAUCAGCUUGGUGAUAAGGCAAAAGUAGAAGAGGUCAUGAAGAAGUUUGAUGAAGCUCUGAAGAAUUUCCCCAAAUGCGUAGAAUGUUAUGUUCUUUAUGCUCAGGUUCUGUGUGAUCAAGGUGAACAUGAACGAGCAGACAGCUAUUAUGUUAAGGCCUUGGAAGUGGAGCCUGACAACCCCACAACACUAGUCCACCGUGCCCUGCUCAUUCUGCAGUGGAAGGGAGACCUUGCCCAGGCCCGGUCUUACAUUACACAAGCCCUUGAGAUAGAUGACAAGUGUGAGCUGGCUUAUGAGAACUUGGCUACCAUUGAAGUACAGACUGGUAAUUUGAAGAGAGGAGUGGAACUUUUUGACAAAGCUAUUCCUUUGGCAAAGACAGAAAUGGAAAUGGCCCAUCUAUUUUCCCUGAGAGACGCUGCUGUGGCACAGCUGAAAAUUGUAGAGAAGAUGGGCAUCAAUAUCCCUAAUCUUGGGUCUUUGUAAAUCAUUAUGUAAGUGUAUUUUUUAUAUUUUUUAUUGAACAGAGUUGUUUUCCUUUAGUCAUUAUUGUUAACUUCAAAACUUUGUAAUAAUCUUUUCCUUUUUCAAUAACUGUGUGAAUGGAGUGAGUGAAACUUGGAAGCAUUAAAGAUACAAAAAGCUAGAAAGUUAGAAGCUAUUACUUGUAUAUUCCACAGAACAAAUGCAUAUGCUAAAAAUCAGAAAAUAAAAUAUUUAUCAUUGUCAUGGAGUAGCCUGUUAUUGAUUCAGUCUGCCUUUUGAUUGCUACUGUAUUUUGUGAGGCAGAAAUCAGAUUAUUUUUAUUGUCAUGGGCUGGUGAGCUGAUGCGGCUUUCCUUUGCUGAAUGCUAAUUCUACUUUACUAUUGUAUGCUGUCACCAUCAAUAUUGAGAUUGGUGCCUUUGGAUACAGUACUGCCAGUCCCUUCAUGAAACAUUGAAUAAUAUGAGUAAUUUCUCACUAACCACCAUUGAACAAGCAGUGCACAUGUUUUGAAGAACUGUGGGUGAAGUUGUUUGGACAAGAUAUCAUUGUCAUCGUCAUUAGUCAGCAUAAUCAUCAUAGUCAUAACAGUGCCAUUCUUAACAGUGAGUAAGGUGGGGAUAGUAAUGUGAAGCAUGCAGAGCUGGAUGCAAGUGCAAGGAUGUACUGUAACUAUGAAGUCUAUUUUUCAGGAGGUUAUUUAAAUCAUUGACUGUUGUAAGUUGUAGUAUUCAAGUGUAGGAUUUUCUUAGACACACAUUAUGGGCAUGCAUGGUGUUUGGCUCCAGUACUCACACAGUACAGUGAGAAAGGUGUAUAUAUACAGCCAUACUGGUUAAUGCAAAGAUAUUCACAAGCAUAAACUUUUACAUAUUUACCUAUUUUUGGACAGCCGUGCCAGAAGGUCAACAAUUCAAAUUAAUGUAUUAGAUUAUAAUGUUACUUGUAGCCUUUUUAUGAAUGCCAUACUUUCUGAAGGAAAGGGAUGGUUGUGGAAAAAAAUAUUGAACAUAAGUCUUAUUGCUCUUAUUACAAUUUGUUUAUUGGCUUUUUUAUUUAUGUUAAAUUAAUAUGAUUGUUCUUUGAUUUAUCUUCAAUGAAAAAAUAAAAUAAAAAAAAUAUUACAGAUGCAUUGUUAUUAAUGGCAUGAUUAUGGCAUUAAUGGCAUUAAUGGCACAUGUUAUGUGAAACAUACUUAGGUAUCACAUUGAAUCUAUGCUGAGACUCUUGCUGUCCACCAAGAAGCUCUCAAAAGCUUCCUCCACAUUACCGUCACCAAGGAAUUGUCUUACACGUGUUAAUAAUGCUUAUUUUUCUGACUGUCAUCAUUGUUGGUGGUGCUGGAACAGUGGCAGGCUAAGGAUAUCCAGCAAGGUAUCAGGUUUUGAGAGCUUGUUGGCCAGCAUGUGCACACUCCUUAAGAAAAGUGAUUUGCCAGAUUCUAUGGAAUUCUAUAUGGCUUCAGUACUUUUAUGUCUAUCCACUAUUUACUGGAAGAUAUACAGUGUGUGUGUGUGUGUGUGUGUGUGUGUGUGUGUGUGUCCUCUCCAGAGUGUACUACAGAAGCCUCCAUCUCCUCAUAAUAACAUAGCUGAUUCCUGUCUUGAAGGUGAAUUUAUUAAAUAAUUUCCAGACCAUUAACACUGACAUCAUUGCAAUGUAAACAUUUUAAUUGCUGAAAAUUACCAAUAGACAAUGGACAUUUGUAAUUAUAAUCACAAUGGUAUCUUGAAUUGUAAUUUGUCCUUGGAAAUUAUUUUUUUAAUUAUUUAGUUUUGUUGCAAUCUCUGCUUAUUCUAUUUCUGCUGAAACCCAAUGCUUGAAUUUUGAUGGUUGUCAAAUGUUGAUGUGAGGACCAUUUCAAGGAAGAGUCAUUACAACUGGCCAUCAAUACAAUAAUCCAGUGGUUUAGCAGUGAAAUAUAUUAGAUCAAGAUCGUUUUGGGCUGUGCUGCAAAUUACAAAUAGCGAAUCAGAUUUUGCUGAUGAGUUACCAAGUAUUAUACAUAAUUAAUUACUCUUUGACAUUAUGAUCAUAUUUCCUUUUUAGACAGUUUGUGAUUAGGUGGAAGUGUGUUGGUUUGUGAUGAGUGUUUGUAAGCAGUGGCUUCACUCUUUUAUGUGACAUUAAGACACUGCUGUCAUUGCUCAGAUUCAUCUCUAUAGCAGGGCAAAUAUCUCUAUAAUAUAGGGAGUAAGCAGAGACUCAGAUUCUGAUACAAAAUGUUGAUUCAACACAGUUUGUAAAUAUAAACAUGUUCAGAAAUGCCGUAAAAGAAUGUUGUGUAUAGUUAGAUUUAUUAAGUUUUUUGGACACAUGAAUUUUGCUUUCCUAAACUGUCAGUACACUGCUUUUGUGUGUGGAUUCUUGGAGUUUUUUGGAGUUGUUAUAUUUCAAAUGGAAUGACAAUCUGCAAACAUCAGGAAGCAGAAGCAAGCCAUUACUGUUCUAUAGUGGCAUCUUUAAUUAUCAAACCUCAGCACAAGAUUAAGUGUUGCCAGACCAUAAAACUCUUGUGCAGUCACCAGAAUAUGGAGAUUAUUAUUAUCAUUAUUAUUUAUUUUUUUACCAUAAUUGUACAGCACACACACACACACACACACACACACACACACACACACACACACACACACACACACACACACACACACACACACACACACACACACACACACACACACACACACACACACACACACACACACACACACACACACAUUAAUACAUGUGACAAGGAUGACAAGGAUGUAAAUAGUUUGUUAUUUGCAGGAAAAGUUAUUUGCUUCUAAACAAAAACUACAUACUACUCAAUUAUCAAAGAUAUUCAAAAGCAUUCUAUUUUGAAAGUAAAACUGUUAUGCAUAUCUGAAGUUACCAGUUAAGGCAAACCAUACCUGAACUUGAAACUCUGUAAUUAUUUAAGGCAAGCUGUUAUGCUAUUACUAAUGUAAAUAAUGCUUAGAAAUAUGCUGAGAAUACAUAAGCUUGUACUUAACUGUAAAGUGUUACCCAUACUUCAUGUGCCUUCAUCUCAUAAUACUGAAAUGGUAUUAAUAUUGUGUCAUAUUUGUAUUGAUACGCAAAAGUCUUAUCAAGGUAACACUUUUUUGUAACAUCCAGGGGAACACUUGGAUACUCAUGAACCAUUACAUAACAUGUGACUCCUUGCACUUGUCAGCAAAGCACUGUGUCUGUUGUAUGGUACUUUUUCAUUUACUCUGCAGACUCUUGUUCUUCUAUAAUUUGAUAAGUACCUAAUACUACUGUGAAAGAUAGUAGUAUACCAUAAUAACUCAAAGCAUGUGGAUUACUUGAUGUUAAAUGGUGAGUAAAAAUAAAUAAAGGCUAAACCUAUAUCACUUGUACAUACAUAAAUCAUCUGAAAUUGUCCUCAUUCAUAGAAAACCUUGAUAUCAGUGUUUCUGCAGCAUUGAUAUUUAUGGCUAUAUAAAACUGGAAAUAUGUAUGUAAAUAUGCUUGUCAUUAUUUAAAUAAUUUUGAAGGCAAUCUUCAUGUGUUUGUCAGUUUUAAAGAGGCUGCAUUUUGAUAUCACUUACAAAUUCAAGCUGUAAGGUUAAAGAUGUUUACCUGAGUAACAAAAGACAUUAGUGGAGAAUUUAAUUAAAAAAUUAUAUCUUUGCUGAGUAAGCCAGGGAAGGGAAGCCACUGCAGACACAGGAAAAUUAAAUUGUCUGUUACAAAUAUACCUAAGAAAUAAACAGAGUAGUUGAUAACACAUUACUCGAGGCUUGAUGAUGUAAUUCAGUGAAUGCAUUUCAACACAACACUAAGCAACAAACUUUUUUUCUAAUUUUACUGUACUGUAAUGAUUUCAUGUUUUUUUUUAUAUAUCUUGUGCCAGUCAUGAUCUAUUGUAUACUAGAUGGAAGGAGUUAAAAGAAUGCACACGAGACAACAAAGAUCAGUAAUGAUGAAUAUCUUGACUGGAAAGUAUAUCAGCAACUGGUUGGCAGCUGAUGUGUAUGAUCAAUCUUAAUGUUAUGCCUAUAAUCUGAAACUGUCAUAAAAUGUGGUGUAGAAAAGUUAUGUGGGAAAAGGAAAAUAUAAACAUGAAACAAGGGAAGAAACUUCAAUGGAAAUAAAGUAGUAUGGCUCUCACAUUGGUGAUUAAUGAAAUAUUAAUAAAUAUUCACCCAAGGCCAGCAAAGCAUUCAGGUACUGCAUAUUUACUAUCAUAAAUGAAAAGAAAUAAACAUUGUGUACUUUGAUGUAACUGGCAGUAUCAUGUAUUUAUGUAAACACAGAUAUCUACUUUCUGAGCUUAGAUGAGUAAUAGUUUUUUGCUGUGGAUGAAUGCAAACUCCUCAGCUUUGUAUAUUUUUGAGGAAGUAGUGUGACAUCAUUGAGUGGCUGGUAUAUUCAAAAUGACCACAUGUAAACAUGCAAACUUGUUUGUAAAUUCACAUACAGAAUGUACUGCCUUGAAGUAUUAGUUGAAUGUAUUUAGCCAUGUGUAUGAAUGGCAGUUUGUCAGACUCUUAGUUAUGUCAAACAUUUCCAAGCCCAUAUUUUGUUUGAGUGUGUAAAUAUAGUUUUGUAUAUGAAAAAAAGAUCAACUUGUCUUUGUAGAUAUUCUUGCACAGACAUGCUUAUCAUAAUGGCUAUAAUAUUCAUAUUUUGCUCCAUAGAUUGCAGUGAUAUGUAACCCAUCAUCAUUUUUGCCACUUCUGAUUGUGGCCAGUUUACUAACAAAUGCAGAAACAUGAGUUAUUCACAAGGUGGGAAGACUUUCACAUUUGAAUAACAUCAAAUUUACAAUUAUAAUGAAUUGUCAGAUAUCUCUUCAAUAUGUUCUGAUCAAAGUCAUGGACUCUGGCCUGAACAGAUCCCUGGUUUAGGUGACUACCUGGGAAAAGCAUGUAAAUUCAUUGUAUAGCACCAUUAGAUACAUGUUGUUAUUAGGACCAAUUAAAAUAACAUAAUGAAA